CGCAACGCUUCCCCCCCAGCCGUGCCGUUCCCCCCCACGCAGCGGCUGACGCUGAAGGAGGUGUUUGAGGACGGCAAACCGCGCCUGGACGUCCUCAAGAGCCACCUGGUGAAGGAGGGCCGCCUGGAGGAGGACGCGGCCCUGAAGAUCAUCAACGACGGCGCGGCCAUCCUGCGGCACGAGAAGACCAUGAUAGAGGUGGAGGCUCCCAUCACAGUGUGCGGGGACAUCCACGGGCAGUUCUUUGACCUGAUGAAGCUGUUCGAGGUGGGAGGAUCGCCCAACAACACCCGCUACCUCUUCCUGGGCGACUACGUGGACAGGGGCUACUUCAGUAUAGAGUGCGUGCUGUAUUUAUGGAGCUUGAAGAUAAACCAUCCCAAAACGCUGUUCCUCCUGCGAGGGAACCACGAGUGCAGGCACCUGACAGAGUACUUCACCUUCAAACAGGAGUGUCGCAUCAAGUACUCGGAGCGGGUUUACGACGCCUGCAUGGACACCUUCGACUGUCUUCCUCUUGCUGCCCUCCUCAACCAACAAUUCCUGUGCGUCCACGGGGGGCUGUCUCCAGAAAUCACCUGUCUAGAUGACAUUAGGAAAUUAGACAGGUUCAAGGAGCCCCCCGCCUUCGGGCCCAUGUGCGACCUGCUGUGGUCCGACCCCUCGGAGGAUUACGGCAACGAGAAGUCGGUGGAGCACUUCGCCCACAACACCGUUCGGGGCUGCUCCUAUUUCUACAGUUAUCCUGCAGUUUGUGAUUUUUUGCAGAACAACAGUUUGCUUUCUGUAAUCCGCGCUCACGAAGCCCAGGACGCGGGGUACCGAAUGUACAGGAAGAGCCAGACCACGGGCUUCCCCUCCUUAAUCACCAUCUUCUCCGCGCCGAAUUACCUAGAUGUCUAUAACAACAAGGCUGCUGUCCUCAAGUAUGAGAACAACGUCAUGAACAUCAGGCAGUUCAACUGCUCCCCGCACCCCUACUGGCUGCCCAACUUCAUGGACGUCUUCACGUGGUCGCUGCCUUUCGUGGGGGAGAAGGUCACCGAGAUGCUCGUUAACAUCCUCAACAUCUGCUCUGACGACGAGCUGAUUUCAGAUGGCGAUGAGACGCUGGAAGAUCACUACAUUUCAAGCUAUCAGAAAGGUGGGACGACCGUCCGCAAGGAGAUCAUCAGGAACAAGAUCCGAGCCAUCGGGAAGAUGGCGCGCGUCUUCUCCGUCCUUCGAGAGGAGAGCGAGAGCGUGCUGACGCUGAAGGGCCUGACCCCCACGGGCACGCUGCCCCUGGGCGUGCUCUCCGGGGGGAGGCAGACCCUGCAGACCGGUGAGUCCCACGCCGCGCCCCCAGGGCAGCUCUGGCUCCGCCCC
Meleagris gallopavo (turkey) is the source of this 1368-nucleotide messenger RNA. The record is from RefSeq and is a predicted model, not a curated record. NCBI's taxonomy places the organism in Eukaryota, Metazoa, Chordata, Aves, Galliformes, Phasianidae.